ACAUUUUCCCACUAGUGGGGCAAAUUAAACCAUUAUUAAUUUAAAUAAUAGUGUGAUAAAUAUUAACGGAAAAGUGUUUAUGUAGUUACGAGAAUAUGAAUAUGCUUAUUUCAUAUUAUAAGAUACGUAAAUUAUUUUGUAAUUCAUUUAAUUUAUUGAAAUCUGUUAAACUAUUUUAGAAAAAAUGAUUGUCUCGGGAAACUUAAUCAGAUAAUAUAGCAACUCAGAUAUUUUGUUUUUAUUUUGAUUUCGAUCGAGAAUCAAGAUUCGAACACGGAAGUAGUUGGUUUCUUGUUGUUGACGCUUGCAUUGCGAAACAUGUCUUUUUCCUUACUUAAAAAUAUAAAAUAUGUUUAAAUUAUGGUGAAUGAUACGUUGACUCCAUGAUACGGCAAGUUAAUCCAAAAUAUGGCUUCGAGGGGAGAAAAAGCGAAUGGAAAUGGCGAGGAGCAGAUCGUCGAGACAUUGGCGGAGGUGUUCCGGUGCUUCAUCUGUAUGGAGAAGCUGGUGGAUGCACAUCUGUGUCCUCAUUGUUCGAAACUUUGUUGCUACGGUUGUGUGCGACGAUGGCUUACGGAGCAGAGAUCCCAGUGUCCACAUUGUCGUGCCGCUUUGCACCUCCAUGAGCUCGUAAACUGUCGUUGGGUGGAAGAAGUUACACAGCAAAUCGAAACUAUGCAACAAACAAAUUCCGCUUGUCAAAGGGAAAGUUUUCGGGACAGAUGUCCGACACAUCAAGAGAGGCUAACUGUCUACUGCUGGACAUGCCGUCGCUGUAUAUGUCAUCAGUGUGCUUUAUGGGGUGGCACACACUCGGGCCACACAUUUAAACCAUUGGAAGAGGUGUAUGAGCAACAUGUAACUCAGAUAAGAGAUGAAGUGGCUCAGCUGCGACGUAGGCUGAUGGAGCUCAUAAGUCUCGUACAGGAUGUGGAACGUAAUGUCGAAUCCGUGCGCGCUGCGAAGGACGAGCGUGUCCGUGAGAUCCGAAACGCCGUAGAGCUUAUGAUAUCGCGGCUGGACUCCGCGCUUAAAGCUAAGCUGCUGACCCUGAUGGGACAGAAGAAUGGCCUCACCCAGGAGACGGAGCAGCUCGAGCAUCUCCUGCAAGAGAUUGAGCACCAAUUGCAUUCCAGCACUAGAUCUGAACUGAUUGCGAAGAGCAUGGAUCUAUCGAAAAUGAUUCACCAAGUUCGCAGGAAGCCGAUGGCCAGUUUUGUCUCCGCGCCCGUACCGGCCGAUUUCCACAGCGAGAUCGUGCCGAGCUACGACAGCAGCACGUUCCCGCUGGUCGGCUUCACGCAGCUGCAGCACGCGGCGGCGCCCGUGUACUCGGCGCCGCUGCACGUCAACGGCCUGUGCUGGCGCCUCAAGGUGUACCCCGACGGCAACGGCGUGGUGCGCGGCAACUACCUGUCCGUGUUCCUCGAGCUCAGCGCCGGCCUGCCCGAGACCUCCAAGGUAGGCAAGAGGUACGAGUAUCGAGUGGAGAUGCUGCACCAGGUGUCCCGCGACCCGUCCAAGAACAUCGUUCGCGAGUUCGCGUCGGACUUCGAGGUGGGCGAGUGCUGGGGAUACAAUCGUUUCUUCCGCCUCGACCUGCUCGCCAGCGAGGGAUAUCUGAAUCCCGACACGGACACACUCAUUUUGAGAUUCCAAGUUCGCCCGCCAACGUUUUAUCAGCGAUGUCGCGAUCAGCAGUGGUAUAUCAACCAGCUGAUUACAAUGCAGAAUCAGCACAUUCUGCAGAUUAAUGAUCUCAAGGAGCGUUUGACAUUGGAGAUGUCUCGCAACUCGAUGACGGCGACGCGCGCGAGCCCGCCCAGCGCGGUGACGUCACAGGCGGCGGGGGGCACGGGGGAGGACAACCCGGCGCAGAAUAAUCCCGUGGACGGGAACAGCUUCCCAGAACCGCCCCACUUCGGGAACCAGUGGAAGUUCAACGCGCCGCCGAGCAUUCUGAACGGGCAGCGGCUGACUAGUCCGAGUUUGCUGAACACGGCCAUGUACGAGGAGCCGCCCGCGCCCGGCGUGUGCUGCGCCGAGUUCGCGGCCGAGCGCGCCCGCAACGCCGCGCAGCACGCGCUCGACUCGCCCUACAACAUGCCCUCCACGUCCAGGUCUGCGAGCUCUCUGCAGGGCGCCGAUAACUUGGCGCUGGUGAGCCUGCACACGCUGUUGAGCGCGACCGCGCCCGGUCGCCCAGUGCGACCUCGAGCGCGCCUCGACCGACCUGCGGAGUCACCGCUCGUCGCAGUGGCAAGUACACCAGUGACAGAAGCGAGCACCACUAGCACUACUGUAUUAUGUUCGUCGUUAUCGUCUCCAGAGCUGAAUGGCACAACCAGCACCAACGGUGAACCAGGAGCAGCAAAGCCUGAAGAGUCUGCCGGGGAUUCCGCUAGCCCUCAACCCGUUGUGACCCAACCCGUCUCCGAGUCGAGCAGUGACACUGGAGAUCUUAUGUUCAGUGAGUUGGACGGUUUCAUAGAUGAAAGCAACACAAAUCACACUGACGAGAUCUCCAACGAGGAAAACGACGUCGACGAAGAAACUAUGUCAGGGGAGAAUGACAUAGAAGGCGCGUGCGGCGGACGCUCCAACGACGCGGGCGACAUCCUCAGCCGCCUGCUGUCCGCCGUGCACGGGCGCGGGGUCACGCCGGCCGGCAGCGACGGGCCGCUGUCGCCCGCGCACGCUCCGCACGCGGCGCACACCACCGCGCAGACGCCCUCCCACCCGCACGUGACCCCGCACGUGACCCCGCACGCCGCCGCGCAGGGCUCCUACCACUCGUACCUGCACACGCACCUGCCCGUCGUGCCGCCCUCGCCCGCGCGCCACGACGACCCGCAGUUCUCCACGUCCGCGCACACCGACAUGCUGCUGCUCAACCUCAUGCGCAUCAACGGUCUGACGCCCAAGUGCUCGAGGAGCUCGAGAACCGGGCCGAAGCGCAACUGGUCGACGUCGUCGCAGGGCGAGGCGCCGGCGCGCGCGGCGGGCGGCGCGCAGCCCCGCGCGCCCCGCCCCGCGCGCCGCCCGCCCCGCGCCCCCCGCGCGCCGCCGCUGUCGCCCGGCCAGCUGCAGCGGGACACGCCUCCGGGGCUGGGCUGGGCGAACGCAGGCGGCGCCAGCGCGCUGCGCGAGGUGUACUGGCCGUCCGCCUCCUCGCUCAGCGACACCGACGACGUCGAGGUCAUUCUCGACUACAACGACACGCUAUUCGAAAUGCUGUUGAACAGCCUGUCUAUAGAAGGCGGCACCGUCGCGGAAUGCGACGAGGCUCCACCCGUGCAGCCUUGGAGCCCCGCCCGCGAGCCGCGCAACGAAUGAACCGUGCGGCGACAACGUCCGCACCAACCGCCGUACCCGCACGACCCGCACUAAGCGCACUACCGGCUCGAAACAUCGCCCUACCAAAUCGAAUACAACCGCGAAUAUCAUCAGUAAAUAUUGUGUUUUUAGUAAAUUCUAUUUCAACGUUGUUAAAAGAAAAAAUUAACAAAAUAAGAAUUUGUUAAUUAAAAAUAAUGCUUAUGUUUUCCAGAGUACCGUUGAUAUUUAUUUAUAGACAUGAUGUACGUUUAUUCGUAAAUUGAUUUUUUCGAAAGCUGUGGAUUAAUUUUCAAUCCAAGCAAAAUCAAUUUGAUAUGGUAAAGCUCAAUUUAAAAGAAAUUUUGAAAGUAUACUUUAAAAAAGUAUAGUAUAUUAUAGUUUUUUUUUUAAAUAAUUCAAAAAGAAGCUGGGGCUAGAAGUUUAAAUAUAACCAAUAGGUCAAAAAUAAAUGACUAAAAUAUCGGGCAAAGUAAAAAAGUACUAUAAUCUCUCUUGGAAAAUGUCAAAAAUAACAUUGUUAAAGCAUUUACUCCUAACAUACAACACCAUAAAUAAUAAUGCGAGAACAGUCUUCAGUACACUUACUAUAUUAAAUGUUUAAAUAUUAAAUUUUUGAAAAUAUUCGAUUGUAGUAGUUCGUCUUUAAAUGUCUGUUUUAAUCUCAUAUUUAUAAACGUCGCUGCGGCUGUUUAGCUGAACACUGCUUCCUCUCUUUCUGUCAUUAGUGACUUGCCAUUCGAAAGAAAAAGACAGAAUCGUUUGGCUAAUCAUCCGUUAAGCCACAUUUAUAAGUAAGGACUUAAAUAUUUUAAACAUCUGUUGUAUAAUCGUACAAUUUAGUGAUAUGACUGUUGAAAUAUGUAAUUUGAAGCUUUGACUUGCUAUUUGUAAAGGCGUUCUUCUAAUGAUAUAUCUUUUUGUUAUUCUAUGUAAUACCCGUCGAGUGAUUGGUUUUAACAUUCCUUAUAUUUUUGUAACGAUUCAAUAAUGUUGAAAGUUUGCUGUUAGUGGUAACGUAUUAAUAUUAUUUCUAAUGCGCUAUUUUGCUCCCUAAUGUACGUGUAAAUUAUAUCUGCCUGGCUUAUGUGCAGUUAUGUGUGCGGGUUAUAUUGAGCGUGGCUUGUGUAAUCGUUGUAUUGCCAAAGAUUUGGACUGCACAAUUUUGAUUAGUGGAUUUUUUGUGCCACAUUGAGAAAAAAAAAUAUCGAGAUUUCCUAUAGACUGUAUAACGUCGCUUAGAAAACAAUUAGCCUUCGCAAGGAACUUGUUUCAUGAAAUGGAACAAACUAUAAUAUUCGGCUGAUUUAUUUUUUUAUAUUACCAAUAAAGUUAUUUUCAUACUUCACGGUGCAAAAAAAUAAUUCAAUGGUCCGUUUUGUAGUUUUUUUUUUUUUUUUAAUAUAAAUAAAACUGAUAUUUUUACCUUUUUAUCGGUUUCGUAAAUCUCAGCAUAAUUUAAUAAUUAUACUCAUUAUGAUAUUGUAGAGAGCAAGAGACUUGCCUCGACUCGUUCCGGGUCCUUUGAAUUUAGUUUAUUAGUGUAUGUGUGAACGAAUGAACGUUAGAAUAUUAUAUUUGGGCAUUAAAUUAUUUACUAAAAAUUUGAUCUCGGACAUUAUCGGUAAGGGAUUGUCCACGACCGUUGAAUCUUUUCUUCCUCCGCCUCGUGUAUCGCUACGUCUUUCCAAAACUUAUACUCAAUAUUGUAAUAUUUUGAUGUCAUAGAUUAUUAUAGGAAUUGACGUUUGCCGCGCGUUUUUUUUUUUUUUUUUUGAUAAACUAAUUUUAAUAUAUCAUCCAAAGAAUUUGCCAUGAACUUAUAAACUCAUUUUAAUUUGUUUUUAUAAUCUCUUUAUCAUAAUAAUAUUCGCGCUGCAUUCGUCAAUAUGUCACUGACGCGAUACUGGUUAUCUUGCUUGUUUUCUCGGUUUGGUUCUGUGUCAAUUAAUUUGUGAUAUUCUAUAGAGUAAUGAAUACAGAUACAACAUAUUAUAAGCAUUGCAUUUAUUUGUGUUACAAAAUAUCAACUUUGUAUUAUCGAAGUUGAAUAUAUAAAAAAAAAGGUUCCAUAUUUUUAUUUCUUAUUUUAAAAUUAUUGGUUUUUUCUUUUAAUUAUAUUUAUGGAGUUAUCAAACAUAUCGGUUUACCGAAUAUUAGUUACUCGUAUUGUUUAUUAAUCAAGCAGGAUAGGCAGUAGGACAAUUUUUAAUUGAUAUCACUUCAAUAUGCUGUUGUUAAAGUAGAAAUCGAUGUUAAAUGUGAUUGUAGCGAUAUAACAAGAUCGAACGUAGUAGGUAUUUUAACUAUUAGUUUAUGUAGUGUGUUGACUUACAGUUCAAAGUUAGUUUAAGAGUUAAUUGCUACAUAUAUGUUUUAAAGCUUAAUUUUACGCUUUAAAAUACUUUAUUUAAAAAAAAAAAAAAACAUCGUUUAGGAACUUUCAGUAUAAACUAAUGAAUUAUAGAUUUAUUUACAAAGUAUCAAAUACAACAAAUGGGUACAAUUACUAUGUUUUAGAAUCAUCUUUGAUAAAUGUCUGUUAGCAAAAGAUACCUAUUUUUGAUUCUGUCUAAAAUGUUGUAUCGAUGUAUGUGAUUUGAUGUAAUAUAUAGCAAAAAUAAAA
This is a messenger RNA of Nymphalis io (European peacock), 5962 nucleotides long. RefSeq names its product E3 ubiquitin-protein ligase TRIM37-like. NCBI's taxonomy places the organism in Eukaryota, Metazoa, Arthropoda, Insecta, Lepidoptera, Nymphalidae. The coding region runs from base 409 to 3336 and encodes 975 amino acids. Gene Ontology annotation, biological process: protein autoubiquitination; negative regulation of centriole replication. Gene Ontology annotation, molecular function: ubiquitin protein ligase activity; ubiquitin protein ligase binding; zinc ion binding. The transcript has 18 exons. Gene Ontology annotation, cellular component: peroxisome; aggresome. The record is from RefSeq and is a predicted model, not a curated record.